Micropterus dolomieu (smallmouth bass) is the source of this 8091-nucleotide messenger RNA. Its product is annotated as muscarinic acetylcholine receptor M4-like. Gene Ontology annotation, molecular function: G protein-coupled acetylcholine receptor activity. The record is from RefSeq and is a predicted model, not a curated record. The transcript is spliced from 7 exons. Gene Ontology annotation, biological process: adenylate cyclase-activating adrenergic receptor signaling pathway. NCBI's taxonomy places the organism in Eukaryota, Metazoa, Chordata, Actinopteri, Centrarchiformes, Centrarchidae. Gene Ontology annotation, cellular component: plasma membrane. Bases 47 to 1657 code for a protein of 536 amino acids.
GAAGAGAAGUCUCGGGUUGGCAGUUGUUGGUGCCCCGCCAUGCAACAUGAGUAACGACAGUAACGGAGGUGGGGGGCUUCAGCCCCUCUGGAACUUCAAUGGGUCAUCAGUCAACCAAUCAGCUGACCUGCUCUCCAACACCUCGUGCAACUUGUCCACCAAUGAUUCAACGUUCUGCUCUCCCGUGGACGAUGGAGUCGGGGCAGGGAGUCCAUAUAAAGCUCUGGAGAUGUUUUUUAUUGCCUUAGUUACAGGAUCUCUAAGCUUUGUGACUGUCACAGGAAAUAUUUUAGUCAUGCUGUCCAUCAAAGUAAAUCGCCACCUACAAACUGUCAAUAACUAUUUCUUAUUUUCAUUAGCAUGCGCUGACUUGAUCAUUGGUGUUUUCAGCAUGAAUUUGUACACAGUGUACAUUAUUGUUGGCUACUGGCCUCUUGGCCCGGUGGUCUGUGACCUGUGGCUAGCGUUAGAUUAUGUUGUCUCAAACGCCUCAGUGAUGAAUUUGUUAAUCAUCAGUUUCGAUCGCUAUUUUUGCGUAACCAAACCCCUAACGUAUCCGACAAGGAGGACAACUAAGAUGGCAGGGUUAAUGAUCGCAGCAGCAUGGAUCCUGUCGUUCAUCUUGUGGGCUCCUGCCAUCUUGUUCUGGCAGUUCAUCGUUGGAGAGCGAACAGUGCCACCUGGAGAGUGUUAUAUUCAGUUCCUUUCUAACCCUGCGGUGACGUUUGGGACGGCUAUAGCAGCAUUCUAUCUUCCUGUCAUUAUUAUGACAGUCCUUUACAUCCACAUCUCCCUGGCCUCCAGGAGCAGGGUCUCCAAACACAAACCAGAGAAGAAAGAGAAGAAGGGAAUAAAAACUCCCAGCUUACUGAACAGUCAGCUGUUAAAGCAGAACAAUAACAAUGAGACCAGUCCUCAGGCCAGCCCCCGCUCUACUCCCAAACUCAGUGUGGACUCAACUACCACCGCUCUAGAGGCUGUGAAGAAUGGCAGAGUGGAGGAACCAAAACCAGUUCAGCCACAGGCUCCAGCACAGCCCAGUCCAGGACUCACACAGGAGGAAAAAGAGAGCUCCAACGAUUCAUCCACAGCGUUUAUUCACCCUACAGAACCAAAGGACAAUACCAACAACAAGGGGACAUCUGAGGCUGCAACAACUCCCAACCCCGUUGCCACGAUGACCGCCAAUCCAGCUGAGCCCAAGAUCAGCUCGAGGUGGUCCAAGAUAAAAAUUGUAACGAAGCAGGCCGGGGAUGAAUGCAUCACAGCUAUAGAGAUCGUCCCACCUGUAGAGGGAGCAGAAAGGCAUUCAAUCCCAAUCAGCCGUCCUCGGACUGUGGCAAGAAAGUUUGCAAGCAUUGCCAGAAGCCAAGUGAAGAGGAAAAGACAGAUGGCUGCCAGAGAAAAGAAAGUGACCAAGACUAUCUUUGCCAUCCUCCUGGCUUUCAUCAUCACAUGGACGCCGUAUAACGUCAUGGUGUUGAUCUCAACCUUCUGUCAGUCCUGUGUCCCUGACACCGUGUGGGCUAUUGGCUACUGGCUGUGUUACGUCAACUCUACUAUUAACCCAGCUUGUUACGCACUGUGCAAUGCCACGUUCAAAAAGACAUUCAAAAACCUGCUGCUGUGCCAGUAUAAAAACAUAGGUACAAGAUGAGAUGGAAGGAGAAGACUGAGGGAGGGAUGGAGGGGGAAGGGGUAAACCAUUGCAAGAAGGGGUACAGAGCAAGGCAGAGAGUAAAUAUUGUUGAAAGGUGAGUGAGAGAUGGCUGAAGGAACUAGAGAACACAAAUGGAUAAAGGGUUCUUUCUAAAAAGAAGACACAUCUGCGUGGGGUGAGCAAAUAUGGUUUAUUUUGCAAAUGAAUCCCUUUUGUUCAAAAGCAAAAUGUGAGCGUAAACAAGGGAUUCUUUAACCUGCCCAGCUUCCCUAAGACGGAACAAAUCACACCCCAAGUGGAGACAUGGUUUCACAGACAUUGGGAAAUAUCUGUAAUGGUGCAACAGGGAUUGAUGCGAGUAGAGAAGUGAGUGGUAAAUGUAGAGGGUGGAGAAAAAUGAAGGGAAAACAACAGAUGAAUGGAGGUAUGGACUGAUACACUGAGGGACAAUACUACAGCAUGCAUGGCUGAGGAAGUGGUCCUGCUGGUUAAUUGGAUGCAUGGAUGGAUGGAUGUGAGGGGAUAUGCUGAAGGGUAAAUUAAUGGAAGCUUGGAAGAGAUGUUCAAAAUCGUGUUUUCUUAUGAAGAGGAUAUGACGGAGAAAAAUAAGUGAAUAACAGGAGGGCUGGAUAAUUAUGUUUUUAUUGUCACCCAACAAAUUUUAAGGGAAGGAUGAAAGUGUUUUUGUCUGUAGUGUAUGGAUCUGACCUGCAUUCUGAUUGGCAAAAAGGUGUGGAUUUUCUUAUUACUGCUCUAUGCAGGUGGAAGACUACUGGUUCCAGAUGUUACUAGGGAUAAUUUCUAUCUACUAAAUGACUGGUUAGUAAAAUGAUUCUUCAGAGGUUGACAAAUGUAGUAGCAACAAAAUACAAUCAUUAGAUCUAAAAAAAGACCACAUGGCGGAUUGCUUCCUUACAAUCCAAGAUCACAAAAUAUCUGUGGGCACACUAAUAAUUCUCUUGCAUCAUUUAAUGUAAUAGCAUUAGCUGAGAAAGCAUUGAAAAGCCAGACACUUAGAUUUGAGCAUCUUUGCCAUCCUGCUGGUUUUCAUCACCUCAUGCUAUAACGUGAUCGUGUUGGUCUCAGUCUUCGGCCAGUCUUGUGUCCCUGACACUGUGUGGGCUACUGGCUAUGUCAUGUCACUUCUACUUUCAACCCAGCCUGUUACACGCUGUACAAAGCCACAUUCAAAAAAUACAUUCAAGAGCCUGCUCCUUCUCCAGUAUAAAAAUAUAGAUACAACAUGAGAUGGAAGGAGACAGGGGAGAGUAGAGAGGAAAUAUUGCUGAAGAGGGCUGAAGGAGCUAGAGAGGCAACCGUUAUUUAUUUAGCAUUUUAUUGAAUACCAGUCAUCCCUACUGGGAGACAAUAAAACAUGAGUGUAAACUAGGGAUUUCUUAAAGUCUUUCUGUCACAUAAUAAUAGAUGUGUUUCCAAUAUACAAUACAGGACUUCUGAAAUUGCUUCACCACCCGUUAAAAACUACGUCACAAUGGCCGUGCUGAAAGCCGUAAUCAACAGCUAAUUACAGAGACAUGCAACUGAGCCAGCUACAGCUGAGGAUGUGCACACUCUGUUAGAGCUCAGCCUUCCUCCAUGUUUCAGAGGAAAUGCAUAAAGAAUUACAAGGUAGCAUAAAUCAUGCGAGGGAACACGAAAGUAGUUCUGAAAUCAAGUCCCCACUUGAUAAAGUUCAGUACAAAUAUAUUUUACUUAUAUAGCACUAAUUUAUCUCGUUGCACUUUUCAUGUAGAGCAGGUCUACACCAUAGUCUUUGUAAAGACUUUGCCACAGUGGCAAGGAAGAACUUCCUUUUAGCAGGUAGAACCUAGGCUCAGGGUGGGCGGCUAUCUACCUCGAACGGUUGGGUUGAGAGACAGAGUGGGAGAGAGAGAGAGAGCAGGAGGGAAGAUAACACACAGUAGCACAAUGCAAGUUACACAAAGAGAUGCCAAAUAAUAUUGAUAAUAAUACAAAUAAUGAAUGAUAAUAGGACUAAUACAUUAAUGUAGGGAAACCUUGGUCUUGGGGAAAGUAUAACUUGUGGUAAUGUUUUUGAAAUUAUAUCUGGUUUUAUUAUUUUUUAAAUCUGAUUCUGACUGAUACCCCAAAUUAUAGCAUCAUAGGCACCGUAAAGGAUAAAAUAUGAGGCCAGAUUGAUCAAGAAAAGAUAUACGUAUGAAUGAGAGUAACAAACUUUGAUAUGGUGGAGGACAGAGGAGAUGGUAGCAGCAGAACGAGGGAAAAUAUAUUAAGUAGCAUACCACCACACAAUGUGGACGCCGUGUUGGAGGGUUUUAGUCCAUGAGCAACAAUAACAGCGAAUCCUAAAUAAGCUAAUUGUGCUUUUAAAUAUACAACUUUAGAAGCUCAAUAACUGUAUAUGGAAAUGAUUUUCUUUAUAACAGCAUGUCAUCAGCUUGAUUUAAGGUCGCUCCAGUUCAUAAAAACAACAAGCCACCAUCACUGAACUGCUUCAAAACCUUACUUUCAGUCGCCUACAGUUUUGUAAGCUAAAAGCUGUUUGUUUAGUUUUAAUUGUUAAAUGUACAUUACCAUAUUUAAAACACGAUUAAAGGCAUAGCCCCACUAGCAGUUGCAAUGUUCAUUACACCCCCAAUAUGAAAGUUUUAAACAGUUGAAACAACGUAGUGGUGAUACCUAUUCUUAGAGCCUUACCAUUAGUAGAACUAAAAGGGUCUGUACUGAGACACUAGAAGAAAAACAUUGAUUAUAUCGGAAGCAUUGUUGUGAUGAGCAAAAUGCAUGGGAAUUUAUUUUUUUUAAAGUCACUUCAAUCACACGAUAUGGAUAAUGUUAUGAUCUUUAUGAUCGAAUGGAAUUUGCUCUGUUUUUCAUCUUGUGACCUGAGUAUGGAGAUGUUGAAUGAUAUUUAUGAAUGAAUGCUCAAAUUCAAUUUCACGCCCAGAUAGUGGAAUUAAAAGUCUGCAUAAUUAUGCCGUUGCCUCUGAUGACCAUGACUUUAUACAUAUAAUUUACUUGGAGAGAAAUUAGUUGGCAGCUUGGCUUAAGAGUAAUUCAUUGCAGAACUUGUAUUGCUGGCCUUUUUUUCCACCGUGGCUGGUCGUUAAUUGGUGAAGCAUGCUGCUGCCAGUGUUGGCGUUCUCUCUAUUUGGGUCUGUUCAGGUCCUCCAUAUUUUGGAUUGGUCAGAUUCUGUUGGCUUGUCCAGUUUAGGUCCAAAAUAUACCUCUACUGUUAUAGAGUUAUAAAUGUUUUUUAUUUGAUAACACCUUACAAUACAGUACACAAAAUUGUGAGAUACCAUAUUAAUGCAACCCUGAAUCAACAUUCUGACUACUGUCUUUGUAAGUCUUCCUGAUUAACCCUGACUCAGCUGCUGAGCCGCACAAAACUAUUAACGACUAAUUACUUAAUCAAGAGUUACUAACUAGGAUACACCAUAUUGAGUAGUUACUUAGUGAUCCCUCACUAGUAAAAACUGCUCGGUUAGCCCAGUGAUACUGCUGUCUUUCUGAUAUUUCACAAGAAUCAUCACAAUUGGAGUUUAGUCCAACAUUGUGGGGAAUAAUGACAGCUAGUUAGUUAAUCAAUAAUUUGUGUAAAUUAUGAGGGAAUGUCAGGGGAAAGGGUUUAGGUAUUUUGUGCACAACAAGAAUUUGUACUAGGCUCAAAUCAAAUGCAGCUAAAGCGUCUGAGAAAUGAAACGUCUACUAGUCAGCCAAAGUGCUACAAAAUCCUCCAUGACUCAGCAGGACUUGGGCUGGGUUUCUGUCUGCUUAUAAUGUGACUGCGUCAGCAGCUUAGCAUGGCUCAGGAGCUUGUCAUGACCUAGUCAAGCACCUAUUGCUCACACUGAAGAGAAAAAAGGGUGCAAAAAGAAAAUCGUGACAUCCUGUUCAUCCACCCUGGGACUGAGGAGGAGUGACAGAGAGCUUAGGCUGCUUUCUUCUUAUAUAGAACUUAACAAAGUCCUCAGUGAGUGUGUGCAUGCUAUACAAUACAGUAGUGGACUUGUAAGUAUGACUUGGCCUAGUUGAUUGUCAUUUUUCUCUUCAUUCACCCACUCUGGAUAACAAUACUGCGUGUGCAGUAUUGCUGGAAACUGCUGAUGUCAAGUAACCAGUAAUCCAUUAGAGUCCUUGAAGUGUUGUCUGACAAAUUCAACGCCGGCUUCUGUUGACUAAAGCUCGACUAAAGGCCUGAUCGAUGUAGGGCUGUAGCACUCAAGGCGAGUCUUGAAAAUGUCUAAGAGUUUCUUUUAAAGGUUAGGCCUUGGAGUUAUCUAAGUUUUGGCCUCCGCUCUCACUUAUUUUACUCCACUUGUUUGUUCUUUUUGCGUUUUGCUUUUUUCCUUUGCUGCCCAGUGUGGCUUGUUGCUCUUGUAGCAGACCAGUGAGGCUGCUCUGCUGUUACACAGAUAUUAGUUCCCCAUGGAGACACAAAAUUAUUUAAUCAUGUGCACAGUAGAUUGUGAGCACAGUCCGAAACAAAGUUUAAAAACGGUUGCCCUUCAUUGUCAGUGGUUGUUCUCAGUGAGAGACGCUGAAGACUGCAGGGACAUUUGAAGAGCUUUUGGUAUUUCAUUCUGUUCUCCCUCCUGCAGUGUGGCUUCUUUAAUCAUUAUCCCUGAUUAUCUCAUUUUCACUCUCAAGUUUUUGCUUUGCAAAUUAUGCAACAUUUUUAUGGAGCACCUUAGAGGAUAAAUCGGUAAUUACACUGGAAUAUGUACCAUUUAAACGUCAUGGCAGAUAAUCAAAAUUCCCCAAAAUGAUUUUAAAAACCAAUGGACAUUUACAGAUUAUACAAUUCCCACUUAGGUAGUGUAGCUCCAAGAUUGAAAUUUGUCUUGGGGAUAUUGUCAGGCCCUGAGUUUUGACAUCUUAGAUAUUGGAGACUACGAUAAAGAAAAAUGACGGUUCUAUGAGCAAAUCUUUUUAUUGGCUAUUCAGACUGAGAUUUCCUUGUAUUUGUUGGUUUUCCAUAAAUGCCUGCUCACAUUUUUCCUCUUCUGUAUGACCUCAAUUUUUUUUUUUUUUUUUUUUUUUAUUAAACUUCAGAAUUAAUCAUAAAAGCCAGAAGACUUUUGACAGAGAUUGAGACUGAUGGGUCACUGGUUGGUUAGCUGACAUACUUAAUUGACUAGAUGUGCAGAAUAAAUGACAUGACAUCAGGGUUUAGGGAAAUUGGACUGACUGCUUGACUCCUUUACAUACUGAAAGAAUUUAAAGCCUUACUAGACACGACAUUCAUGAGAAGGUCUAUCCAUCUUAUUAACAGUAUUUUCAAAACUGGGCUAUAACAGAAAAGAGGACCAUAAAUUUAACAAAAUUAAAUUCUUUAACUUGGUGAAACCUCUGGGAAACUGAUGUCCUCAGCAGUAUUAUUCAGUGCAUUUCAGAUGUCAUUUUAGACAAAAAUCCCUUUAAAAAUUGCUCAGCUUAUCCUAACUUGAGGUGACGAUGAAGGCAAUGAGUCUGCCAAGGGCAUCCAAAGACAUGUGGGUAUAACUGCAGGGAGCAUGAGUGUAAGGAAGGGUCACCAAAGGGAAAUAAACAAACCUCUCCCCCAUCUUAAUCCCAGGCUAAAAAUAAAAAAUUAAAAAUUGUGCCCAAAGAGCAGCCCCACCCAGAGCAGCCACUGUCCUUGCCUAAGCCCCACAUAGCAGGGCAUUGGCAGAGACGUAUCAAAAUGUCCCUUCCGACUCCUUGUUAUUAUUUUUGAAACAACCACAUUGGCGAAAAUAAAGCAUGUGUGUGUACAUGCAGUUUGUACUAUCAGCAUUUUGCCUCUGUGUCUAUAGAACUACAGGCAGAUUGUACGAUGAUUUACAGUCUCAGUCAGCCGAUGGAGAAUCAUGAAUACUUUGGACAAGGGUUAAAGAAGAUUUCCACUGUUACUGGCUAAAUAGCCAAUGCGUGGCUCUGUUUAGUAUCCCUGUAGUCACUGUCCCUCAUGAUCAGAUGGAGCUGGAGAACCACUAGAUCAACGGCCAUGUUAAGUAGAUCGUCUCACUAGACUGACAAGUGUUAUCUGAUGGUAGCUGAUGGCAGGUUUAUCUUCUGUAUAUCACACAGAAUGUAUUUCACAUGAUAAAACAGAAUAUGACAAAUAAGUGUUGUGCCAUGAUGGUGUAAAAUCACAUUUUCUGUUUUAUAAUGAAUAGAUGAACCCUGUACUACUCCCAAACUGAAGCAAUCGCAUGGAGAACCUUACAUCGGGCUAACAACUUGACGUUUGAGUUCAUUUGGUAGAUUGCUAUAAAACACCGUCCAAAUAUUUUUACUCGUAAAAGUGAAUGCAAAGGUAAUACAUUGUCACUAGUUCAAAAUACAUCACUGUAUGUUCGAAUGACAGUUUGAAGGGCAUUGCUGUAAAUACACAAUCAUUCUGAAUAUUUGAGCUUAAUAUAUAAACAUACUGAAUCAUUCCAAAGAGAGGAUAUGUGGUC